Drosophila willistoni is the source of this 963-nucleotide messenger RNA. RefSeq lists its product as uncharacterized. NCBI's taxonomy places the organism in Eukaryota, Metazoa, Arthropoda, Insecta, Diptera, Drosophilidae. The transcript is spliced from 3 exons. The record is from RefSeq and is a predicted model, not a curated record. Bases 1 to 963 code for a protein of 320 amino acids.
AUGCUUGUGAAUCUUCAUUGUGGUUAUAUCAUGCUGCGAAUUCUUUUUAUGCUGCUAGCCAGCAGGUGUUCGGCAAAAUUGGGCUAUCAAUAUCAACAGAACACGGCUGGACUUACUAGCUAUGAUACACCUCCAUAUGGCUAUGAUACGGCGUAUACUCCGUUGCCGGCCACUCAAUCGGCUGAUCAGUACAACGAACAUGCCGAUUUCCAUAAACAUUUCUAUGCCUUUGAGGCGCCCUACGACUCCAUUGAGGAGGCAGAACUAAUUGAACAAAAGAUAGCAGCCAUUUCACAAAAGAAUUUGCAGGUGGUGUUCAUCAAGGCGCCUGAGAACAAAGUGGUUGAGGGAGCCCUUCAUGCCCUGGCCAAACAGAAUAGCGAAGAUAAAACCGCCAUUUACGUGCUAAACAAACAAACGGAUGCAAAUGAAUUGGCAAGCAAACUCAGUGCCCUGCAGACUCAGCGUAAACACAAACCUCAAGUUCAUUUCGUUAAAUACAGGACGGAUGCGGAAGCCGCUCAGGCCCAGCAGCAAAUUCAGGCGCAGUACGAUGGAGCGCCAUCUGCGCGUCCAGUUGCAGAGCAGGCCACAUCUUUGGGUUACUAUCCGGAACAGCAGCCGCAACCGGAUCAGGGCUAUUAUCCCGAUGCACCUUCGCCGCAGUCUGCCUACUUGCCGCCCUUACCCAGCUAUGCAUCAUUUCCACAGGGUUACAAUGCAGCUGCCCAGGGUCUGGUUGAUUUGCCACCAUUACCAGAACCACAGCAGGACAACUUGGAUGCACGGACGGCCAAGUCAAGUCGCAUUGAUUUUCGUGUCAAUGAAAGAAACCGACCAGGCAGCCGCAUGAUCUUCCCCACUGAGUCACAACCGAGAGUUUAUCUUCCACCUGCAACUGUCUCCAAUCAGUAUCUACCGCCAAAUAAUGGCAUCAAACGGCGAAGACGUGCCUAUUUCUGA